Papilio polytes (common Mormon) is the source of this 878-nucleotide messenger RNA. RefSeq lists its product as uncharacterized. The record is from RefSeq and is a predicted model, not a curated record. NCBI's taxonomy places the organism in Eukaryota, Metazoa, Arthropoda, Insecta, Lepidoptera, Papilionidae. The transcript is spliced from 5 exons. Bases 193 to 723 code for a protein of 176 amino acids.
AAUAAUAUGUGACAUUUUAAACUUCAUUAACAUAAUAUUUUUUAUUAAAAACUGAUGUAACAAAUUAAAUCUUUGAAAAUAUGAACGGACGAUUACGACUUAACUAAACUAUCCAAAAUAAAUGGCUCUCAAAUCCAUUUAUUUGAUCUAAUUCUAUUCCGGGCUGUUUUGAUUUGCAAGUCGCUAAUCGAGAUGGAUGACAAUGAAGGAUAUGAGCGUGAUGAAUUAGAUGACAUGAUAGAUGGAAGUGAUAGCGAAACAUCAAUGUCAAGAUCAACGACAGCUUCAAGCAUAGCUUCUAGCAUGUACGAUAAAUGCCAUUUCGUGCUUGAACUUCACGAUCUACAGAAAGACAAACAAACAGUAGAUAAACGCCCGGAUUCAAGGGUUAAGAAGUUAAAGAAGAAAACCAAAAGUCCAGCUCCAAAUAAGAAAUCUGAGAGCAGCGAUUCCAGUGGAAAUGAUGAUUAUACUCUAACAACAUCACAUGUGUCUAAGGAACAAUUCUUUGACGCUCGUGAGAGUUACUACGGUCUGCCUGCCAAAGACCCUAAUCGAAAUCAAAAUGCAACAGAUGUUGAUAAAUUAAAGGAAAUUAAUGUAAUAACAGAACACGCAGAUCAUCCUUAUUUACCUCAAAUAGGCAUAAAGAUUCCAGAGUCCAUCGAAAAAGAAAAAAAUAAAUCCGAUGAUAUCAAGCAAGCAACGAAUGUAAGGAGAUAAAUAUGAGAUAAUUCAAUCAUAGGAAAGUCACAAUAGAAACCAACAUUUAAAGAAGCCAUCAUGUGGAACAGUACUCACUAAAUCUUAAAUUGUCAAACUUUAAUUCAAAUUGAAACAUAUAUUUAAAUUCAAUAAAUAAGAAACAACAAAAUCAA